Messenger RNA from Westerdykella ornata, 1314 nucleotides. RefSeq names its product O-methyltransferase family protein. The record is from RefSeq and is a predicted model, not a curated record. Lineage: Eukaryota; Fungi; Ascomycota; Dothideomycetes; Pleosporales; Sporormiaceae. The transcript is spliced from 3 exons. Gene Ontology annotation, molecular function: methyltransferase activity. The coding region runs from base 1 to 1314 and encodes 437 amino acids.
AUGACCACCACUCUCAACCAGAUCGCAACAUGGACGAACGACCUCGCCAUUGCUGUCAAGGCCCUGGGCGACCAAGGCUACGACCACAACCUCGACCAGUUGGCCGACGCUGAAUCGUACCGUGCCAGACGCAGUAUACUUAGCAUUGCAACCCGCAUCAAAACUCACCUGGCCGAGCCCACCGAUUUCGUCCAACAGCUUGCCACUCAGAUUCAACUUCUAGCCUGCCUUCGAUGGUUGGGAGAAUUCCAAGUCCUGGCAUGCAUCCCCUUGACCGGUACCAUCUCCAUGAAGGAUGUUGCCGACUUGGCCGUCGUACCAGAAUCGCAGCUUCGUCGUGUCAUCCGCAUGACGGCCACCGUUGGCUUUCUCCGCGAGCCUAGCGUGGGCCAGAUAGCACACACGCCCCUGUCCGCUUCCUUUGUCACCAACUUGUCCUUCCUGGAUGCGACCAUGUUUCUGGCCGAGACCAGCGCUCCCGCUGCCUUGCACAUGGCCACGUCGACCCUCCGCAACGAGCCUCAGGAGGAGCUUGGCGACAGUGCCUACUCGAUUGCCUUCAAGAGCUCUCAGUCGUUCGAAUCGGCUUGUGCAGAACGGACAAGAUUACAACGCCAAUGGUCUGCCUAUCGUCGAUGCGUAGGCGACUUUGAGGACCAUCUGCCUGGCAUCCUUGGUAGGCUCAAUUGGCGCAGUUUGGGCAACGCCUGCAUUGUCGAUGUCUCAGCACAGUCCACCGAGGCGGCAACCACGCUCGCAGAAAAUCAUACGUCGCUCCAAUUCAUGGUGCAACUGGUCGCGUCCGGAACCGCUGACGACGAUAUCCGAAAUACGAGUAGCAUACCUGAAUACGUGCAUCCUCGAGUCGUAGUCCAAUCGCGGUCGCCUGCCGCUCCUCAGACCGUUAAAGAUGGCGCGGUUUACAUACUUCGCCUACCCCCGCUCACAGCCUCUUCCGCUGCGCACAUUACUGCCGAGCUCCACGCGCAUUUACCCGUCCUCCGCGACAACCUUUCAGCGACUCUGCUAUUAGCACCGCCCAUUCUACCAGAGCCUGGAUCUGUCGAGGCCGAACGGGAGACCAUGGCCCGCCUGAGCGACCUAUCCCGCUUGCAACUCUGCAACCAGCCUGCCUUCGAGCUGGACGUGCUUGUGGAAAUGAUCCAGAGCGUGCGGGAUGCGUCGGGCGGGCUAGUGGUGGUGACCAAGCUGCGGUCCUGUGACAAUGCCACGGCUGCGCUGGCGGUUCGAUAUCAGGCAUGUGGAGGCAUUGUGGAACGCAGAGAAGGAUACGUUGAAGAGCAAACGGCGUGA